Theobroma umbraticum is the source of this 2309-nucleotide messenger RNA. Its product is annotated as transmembrane 9 superfamily member 4. Gene Ontology annotation, cellular component: membrane. The record is from RefSeq and is a predicted model, not a curated record. Lineage: Eukaryota; Viridiplantae; Streptophyta; Magnoliopsida; Malvales; Malvaceae. Gene Ontology annotation, biological process: protein localization to membrane.
GUUGUGCGGUCAUUAUCCUUUGGUUAGAGAUGGUGUGGAGUGCUUCUCACUCUUUAGGACUUGUAACUAGUUGGUGUCAGUCACACACUUUGCUAUAAAAUAUAAAAACAAAAUAAAAUAAAUACUAGAAAAAAAGCUGUUUCCUUUCUUUCCCCCGUAGACCCCAACACGUUUUUGCAGAAACUUGAUCUCUGGACUCUUGGUGAGGGAAUGGAUAGAAUAAGGGCGUGUUUGGUAGCGCUGGUCGUUCUCAGCCUGUGCGGCGUACCCCAGGUGAGAUCCAGUGCUUCUGAUCAUCGUUACAAAGCUGGAGCUGAAGUUCCUCUCUACGCCAAUAAAGUAGGUCCCUUCCACAAUCCCAGUGAGACGUACCGUUAUUUCGAUUUUCCUUUCUGUUCAUCAGCCCCCGUGAAGGAAAAGAAGGAAGCUCUCGGCGAAGUGUUGAAUGGAGAUCGAUUAGUGAGUGCCCCUUACAAACUUGACUUUUUGAGUGACAAAGAGGCUGAGAUUGCCUGCAAAAAGAAGCUGACAAAGGGUGAAGUCGCCAAGUUCAGAAGUGCAGUUUCAAAAGACUAUUACUUCCAAAUGUAUUACGACGACCUCCCCAUUUGGGGUUUCUUAGGGAAAGUUGAUAAGGAAGGGAAGGCCGAUCCCAGCGAGUACAAAUAUUAUCUCUUUAAGCAUCUCAUAUUCGAGAUCCUUUACAACAAGGAUCGUGUCAUUGAGAUUACUGUGCGAUCUGAUCCCAACGCCCUUGUGGACCUCACAGAAGAUGAACAAGUCAAUGUGGAUUUCAUGUUCACUGUUAAAUGGAAGGAAACUGAAACUCCGUUUGAGAAGAGGAUGGACAAGUACUCGCAAUCUUCUUCGUUGCCACACCACUUAGAAAUCCACUGGUUCUCAAUUAUCAAUUCAUGUGUCACCGUGUUGCUAUUGACUGGUUUCCUUGCUACCAUUCUUAUGCGAGUCCUUAAGAAUGAUUUUGUCAAGUAUGCACAUGACGAGGAAUCAGCAGAUGACCAGGAAGAGACUGGGUGGAAGUACAUUCAUGGUGAUGUGUUCAGGUACCCAAAGCACAAGUCUUUGUUUGCAGCGGCUCUUGGUUCUGGCACCCAGCUCUUUACUCUUACAAUUUUCAUUUUUAUCCUCGCUCUAGUUGGGGUCUUUUAUCCAUAUAAUCGUGGAGCUUUGUUCACUGCUCUGGUUGUCAUUUAUGCACUUACUUCUGGAAUUGCUGGCUACACUGCUGCCUCUUUCUAUUGUCAGCUAGAAGGAACAAAUUGGGUGAGAAACUUAUUACUGACUGGAGGCUUGUUUUGUGGACCUCUUUUUAUCACAUUUUGCUUUCUCAACACUGUUGCAAUUGCUUAUAAAGCCACUGCAGCAUUGCCAUUUGGUACUAUUGUAGUGAUUUUUCUCAUAUGGGCUCUGGUCACAUCUCCUCUAUUAGUAUUAGGAGGUAUUGCUGGGAAAAAUAGCAAGGCAGAGUUUCAAGCCCCUUGUCGCACCACAAAAUACCCCAGAGAGAUUCCACCGUUGCCUUGGUACCGCAAAACUCUUCCUCAGAUGGGGAUGGCAGGGUUCUUGCCAUUCAGUGCUAUCUAUAUUGAACUUUACUACAUAUUUGCCAGUGUGUGGGGACAUAGGAUCUACACCAUAUACAGCAUCCUGUUUAUUGUCUUUAUCAUUCUCUUGAUUGUCACGGCUUUUAUCACAGUUGCUUUGACUUAUUUUCAACUUGCUGCUGAAGACCAUGAGUGGUGGUGGAGGUCCUUCCUUUGUGGUGGGUCUACUGGGUUGUUCAUAUAUGCCUAUUGUUUGUAUUACUACAAUGCACGAUCAGACAUGUCAGGCUUCAUGCAAACCUCAUUCUUCUUUGGGUACAUGGCGUGCAUUUGUUAUGGUUUCUUCCUCAUGCUUGGGACCAUUGGCUUCCGUGCUUCUCUGUUCUUUGUUCGUCACAUUUACCAUUCUAUCAAGUGUGAGUAGGAAGAUGGAUGGUGUUCCCUGUUUACUAGAGAAAGAGCAGAUUGGGACAAUGUGCUUCAGCCCAUGUUUGCUGCCCAGAGAUAUUGCAAUGUUGUAUGAAGUAUGAAUCAUGUAGGGUCACCUUAUUUGAUUACGACAACCAGAUGCCAACAGAAACUUGUAUUUCUGAGUUGACUCAUUACACGACUCAACAAUUCCUUUUAUUUUUGUUUUUAAUUUUUAUAUUGGGGAGAAUCAUACUGAAUAUUAGGAUGCUUUAGGAAUAACUUGGUGUUGUUAUACAUGUAAACCCGAGUGACUUAUUGAUCUUCACCAUGUUA